ACAUGGCAGCCUCUGUGUGCAAGGUUGGCACGCUGCUGACAGCGAGUAGGACAGCCCGGCUGCCAUUGGUAGCUUGUGUAAGGUAUAAAAAAUAUGAACCCAAGAACGAAAAGGACAACCUAAGCUGGGCCCUGCCCCUGGUGGAACAACACCUGAGGGAGAAGGCAGAAGGCCCACCUGCAGAAAAAGAACCCAGCAAGUUACUCAUGGUCUGGAGGACUAAUAAGCUGUUUGGAAGACCAUAUUGGGAGAAAAAGACCAUGAAAGAUUUAAGUCUAGAUGGAAAGAGGAACAAAUUUGUAAUUCACAAGAACAUACCGUCAGUCACCAAGAAGUUGAAGUCUGUGUUACACCUGAUAGAAGUGAUACCUGUGACAUUCCCUCAUGGACUGCCCCAGACAGAGGAGGAGAUGGCCCAUUGCUUACUGCAGGACAACGGCCACUUUGUGGUACAGAAAACCUUGCGGCCCCUCUCAGAGGUGCCCACAACAGAUGAGACUGACCCGCAGAAAACUGUGUGGAAACUCAACCCCGAGAUAAUACAAAAACAUUUGAGACGUAAAUUGGAUACGUAUCAGUUUCAUACAGAAUAUUUCAAGCCGAACUAUAGGUACAAAUACAAUCAGGAUGGCAAGGAACAUAGAUAUUUUGGUGACACGAAUGUUGGUGCAGGAAAAGAAUGGUUUUAAAAAAAACAUUUUUCAGUUUCAGAGUAGUAUGCAUACGUCUUGUGCGUGAAGUAGUGCUGAUAUUGGAGGUGUGAAAUAUAGUGAUUUUGAAUGUA
Molecule: messenger RNA, 784 nt
Organism: Liolophura sinensis
Lineage: Eukaryota; Metazoa; Mollusca; Polyplacophora; Chitonida; Chitonidae
Product: large ribosomal subunit protein uL30m-like
Exons: 3
Coding region: 3-689 (228 amino acids)
Biological process (GO): translation
Cellular component (GO): large ribosomal subunit; mitochondrion
Molecular function (GO): structural constituent of ribosome
Source: RefSeq, a predicted model, not a curated record